Eupeodes corollae is the source of this 946-nucleotide messenger RNA. RefSeq lists its product as uncharacterized. Lineage: Eukaryota; Metazoa; Arthropoda; Insecta; Diptera; Syrphidae. Bases 96 to 893 code for a protein of 265 amino acids. The transcript has 2 exons. The record is from RefSeq and is a predicted model, not a curated record.
GACAGAACAACAAUAUUAAGUUUAAAAAAAUCAAACAAUUAUUAUUUUUCCUUUUACCAUCGUAUUUUGUUGAUUAUUUAUAAGAAUUGUUAAAUAUGGAAAAUGUAGUUGAACAAUUGAAACAAGUGGAUUUCUUAGAUAUUUACGAUGAAAUAGUAGAGAUUCCAAUUACAAACGAGCAAGUUGCUAGAAUGUGCAUAACAAUGCCAUGCAAAGUCGAUCUUCGUAUGGGCAAUUUAGUCUACCUGGUUGAGCAAAAGUACAAAGCCCAACUAUCAACCUACAAGAAGAGCAAGGUUUUGAAAUGGUUAACCGUCAAUCUGCCGCGGUUGUUACCAAAUCCCGAAGCUAAAUACUUAAGAUGGCAUGAACGCCAUCAACGGAGAGUUAAAAUAGAUUGGAUACAAAGAAAAGCUCAAGCGAUACAACCAUUACCACCGCCAAUAAGUCUUACUCCACCGUCAGGUUUACAAGAAAAAGAUGCUUCUCGUGUCAGCCUGCUCAGGAAAUCACAAACCAAUGAGAUCGAUUCUUCCACACCACAUUCAAAUUCUACAGCAGCAACAUUAGAAACUGUUAUUCCUUCUCAACCGAAAUCCCCACAAGAUAUAAUGUCAGGAUUUUUAGAUUUAAUGGAUGCUUCAAUUACCACUGUAGACAGUGACGAAUUACCAACACCCUUUAUAAAUACUGUCACAAGUACUCAAGAAUUCGACUUGGAACCUCGUAGCAAUAAAGAUCGACAUAGAAUCGAAGAAACUGAAAAUCCAAUGCAAAAGAAAAUUCAUCCAAGGAGAGUUGCUCUUCAACAAUCCGAUGCCUUUUCUUCUCAGGAACUCUACAAUUCAUUCAAUAUAGAUAAUAUGGUUACAUCCACUCAAGAGUUUGGUUAAUUGCUUUGAUUUAUUUUAUUUUAAAUACCCAGUUGUAAUUUUUGUUAGUUUUA